AUGAAGGUCUUCAUCCCCGUCGUCUCCAUGCUGAGCAGGCUGAGGAGGAGGAGGAGGGUGGUCCGGCUAUCUUGGGUGGCAGAGGCGGAGGAGAAACCACACGACGGGUACCUGCGCUCGGGGUCAGCAGCGGAGACGCGCAACGAGACAUUCCCGGGAGACGUCCCAGACCACAACGGCUCGCUGAGCCAGCGCCUCUUCCAGCCCGCCUGCGACGUGGGCCUGGUGCUGGUGCCCCAGCGCAGCAUCUUCCCGGCGCACACGGGCGCGCGCGCUGCCCACAGCCAGUUCUUCCACUCGCUCUUCACCCAGAACAAGCAGCUGCGGAGUGUGGAGCUGUCCCUGAAGGCGCUGGCGCCUGGUGGCCUGCAGCAGAUCCUCAGCUUCAUCUACACGCCCGAGCUGCUGGUCAACGCAGCCAACGCCCACGAAGUGCUCAGUGCCGCCUCCUUGCUGCAGAUGGCCGGCAUCGCCGCGUCCCGCCAGGAACUGCUGGAUGCCCGCUCCCUAGGCCCACCGGGUCCCGGCACUGUGGCCCGGGCCCAGCCGGCUGCCAGCUGCUCCCCAGCUGCGCCACCCUACUACUGUAACAUCAAGCAGGAGGCGAACACCCCAGGCCUGCCCAAGAUCUAUGCCCGCCAGGGCCCUGACCCCUACUCAGUGCGCGUUGAGGACGGGGCAGGGACUGCUGGCGGCACAGUGCCUGCCACCAUUGGGCCAGCCCAGCCCUUCUUCAAGGAGGAGAAGGAGGGUGCUGUCGAGGAGGCCGGCAGGCCCCCGGCCAGCUUGUGUAAGCUGGAGGGUGGGGAGGAGUUGGAGGAAGAGCUUGGGGGCUCUGGCACCUACAGCCGCCAGGAGCAGCCCCAGAUCAUUGUGGAGGUGAACCUCAACAACCAGACACUGCACAUGUCCACUGGCCAAGGGGAAGCCAGGCCCUGGGACGAGCCAGCCACCAUGGUGCUGGGCCGGGAGGAUGGGCUGCAGAGACACUCAGAGGAGGAGGAGGAGGAGGAAGAAGAGGAUGAGGAAGAGGAGGGUGGUGGCAGUGGAGGAGAGGAGGAGGAGGAUCAAGAAAGUGGCAGUGAGGGAGAAGAGGAAGAGGAGGAAGAGGAAGGGCACAGUGAGCAGGAGGAGGAGGAAGAAGAGGAGGAGGAGGAAGGGCCCAGUGAGCAGGAUCAAGAGAGCUCUGAGGAGGAGGAAGAGGAGGAGGGGGAAGCUGGCAGCAUGCAGGGGCCACCAGGGAGCCGGGGCAGCCGUGCUGACCCCCCUCCCCACAGUCACAUGGCCACGUGGUUCCGGGAGAAUGCCGGGCGCCAAGGCAUCUCUGAGCCUGAGGAGGCUGGGCCACGUAGUGGGAAGCGACCCAAGCUGUCCCCCAGAGAGGCCUCUGCACCAGCCCGAGGGCCUCCAGCCACUGAUGCGGGGGCCAACGUGAAGCUGGAGGAGAAGCAGCACCACCCGUGCCAUAAGUGCCCACGAGUUUUCAACAACUGCUGGUACCUGGAGAAACACAUGAAUGUGACCCACAGCCGCAUGCAGAUCUGUGACCAGUGUGGCAUGCUUCUGCUAGAGAGUGAGCGGCUGCUGCACCGGCAGACGGACUGCGAGGGCAUCAUCCAGUGUGUGACGUGUGGCAAAGCUUUCAAGAAGCUCUGGUCCCUCCAUGAGCACAAGAAGAUUGUGCAUGGUUAUGCAGAGAAGUUCUCAUGUGAGAUCUGUGAGUUCUAUACCAUGGCCCAUGUUUCGCACAUGGUUGCCCACACCAAGGACAUGCCCUUCACCUGUGAAGCCUGCCGGAAGUCCUUCAAGCGCAGCAAGUCCCUCGAGGUGCACUCACUGCAGCGCUCCAGGGAGAAGCCAUUCAGAUGUGACAACUGCAACCAGUGCUUCCAGUACAAGUACCAGCUGCCAUCACACAUGAGCAUCCACAUUGGCCACAAGCAGUUCAUGUGCCAGUGGUGUGGCCAGGACUUCAACAUGAAGCAGUGCUUUGAUGAGCACAUGAAGACCCACACAGGGGAGAGGCCAUACAUCUGCGACAUCUGCGGCAAGAGCUUCCCCAGCCGGCCCAGCAUGAAGCGGCGCGGCGCCCGCACACCGGCCGAGAAGCCGGAGCCUUCGACGUGCAGCCAGCGCUGCCGCUGCCCCGACAUGCUCAAGGCCCACAACGAGAAAUGCUUCCUUGUCAGCCACCCGCAGGCCAGCGACCGCCCCCCCCACCCCAGGCCUGCGCUCCCCCCCCCACCCAGCCUCAGGCGCGCUCUGCCCCUGCUCCCCGGGCAGCCCCAGACCCUGCCCCCCCCGCCGCCCCUCUUCCCCACCACUGCCAGCACUGGCGGGGGAUGA
This is a messenger RNA of Lemur catta (Ring-tailed lemur), 2346 nucleotides long. RefSeq names its product zinc finger and BTB domain-containing protein 47-like. The record is from RefSeq and is a predicted model, not a curated record. Gene Ontology annotation, molecular function: protein binding; DNA-binding transcription factor activity, RNA polymerase II-specific; RNA polymerase II cis-regulatory region sequence-specific DNA binding. Lineage: Eukaryota; Metazoa; Chordata; Mammalia; Primates; Lemuridae. Gene Ontology annotation, biological process: regulation of transcription by RNA polymerase II. Gene Ontology annotation, cellular component: nucleus.